This is a messenger RNA of Glycine soja, 321 nucleotides long. RefSeq lists its product as uncharacterized. Lineage: Eukaryota; Viridiplantae; Streptophyta; Magnoliopsida; Fabales; Fabaceae. The transcript has a single exon. The coding region runs from base 1 to 321 and encodes 106 amino acids. The record is from RefSeq and is a predicted model, not a curated record.
AUGAAUGAGAUUGAAACAAUUAAAGGCUAUGUUGACCGGCUGUUUGGCAUAGCAAAUAGAGUGAGGCUUCUUGGGAAGGACUUUCCUGAUGAAAGAAUAGUGCAAAAAAUCCUGGUCACUAUACCCGAGAAGUAUGAAUCGAAGAUAUCAGCAUUGGAGGAGUCUAAAGACCUGUCAACCAUCACCUUGGGAGAACUCAUAAAUGCUCUACAAUCCCAGGAGCAAAGAAGAAUGAUGAGACAAGAGGAGGUGGUACAAGGUGCAUUUCAUACGAAAGCACAAAAUUCAAGAGGUGGCAAAGACAAGAAGAACAACAAAUGA